AUGGUUUGGACCAGUUUUUGUUUUAGUAAACAAUUUAUUUUAUUAAUUGUUAGUAAUAAAAUGAACAGCACCGCUUAUUGUAUAAUAAAUACACCUCUAUUAGCAUUUAUUGAAGGUAAAAGUAAUAAUAUUAAUGAUGUAGAUAGCGAUUUAAAUUAUAUUUUUCAACAAGAUAAUGCACCUUGCCAUCGAGCUCGUGCAAUUAAGAUAUAA
Molecule: messenger RNA, 213 nt
Organism: Vairimorpha ceranae
Lineage: Eukaryota; Fungi; Microsporidia; Nosematidae
Exons: 1
Coding region: 1-213 (70 amino acids)
Molecular function (GO): nucleic acid binding
Source: RefSeq, a predicted model, not a curated record